Ilyonectria robusta is the source of this 396-nucleotide messenger RNA. RefSeq lists its product as uncharacterized. NCBI's taxonomy places the organism in Eukaryota, Fungi, Ascomycota, Sordariomycetes, Hypocreales, Nectriaceae. The transcript has a single exon. The record is from RefSeq and is a predicted model, not a curated record. The coding region runs from base 108 to 287 and encodes 59 amino acids.
AGGCAAUACUUGCUGCCAGUCCGCUGGUUGAUCCCAUCGACUUCGAUAAGUUCACACCCCUACUAGAUACGGCCAGCGAGGGCAACGAAGAGGUCAGAGGGAUUCCAAUGCAGCACGGCGCGGAUGUCAAUUACAAGGUAGAUGGAGGCAUGACUCUCUUUGGUGCCAUUUUUCGAAAUCACCCAUUGGUGGUGAAAUUACUCCUUGAGUCUGGUGCGCGAGUCGACACACGCUUAGGCGACGUGGAAAAGACCUAUCUGAGCCAUAUGCACCUAGCUGCCCUCUAAUGUCGCACUGAAGUGAUCGAGAUCCUCCUUGACAACGGCACCCUGAUAGAUGAUGAUGGAACUUCCCUCAAAGCACCACCAAUUUUCGCUGCCAUGGAGUCAGGUAGCU